AUGCCACACUUCGCCGCAAAGAACUACCCGCCCGAGGAAAUCACCUAUCUCGCUCUCUUGAAAGAACUGGAUGGUUGCACCAGCAGGGACGUGCCAAAAUUGGAUCUCCUCGCUAUAGUUAAUGGAUCCAAGAACAGAUAUGUCAAGGCUCUCAUCAGAAAACACGGCCUUAAAAACGUUAGAAGCGUCGCCCGUAGGUUGCUGGAAGAAAAGGUAUUCAAGAAGAGGGCAGUGGCAGAGAAGAAGUUCUCGCACACAGUCUACUUCACCGAUUGCGAGGAAGACUGGGAAAAGGCCCUAUCCGAAGAUACUCUUAACCUUGUAGCGGGCGGGAGGCGGCCACGACCAAAGGGGCUUGGAGACGUGGAGGAGAGACCUGACAUUUGGCCUCACAACUACACCGAAAGUAAAUGGCGGAAUGAACCUCUGCUCAAUGUACUCGCCGGAGUUUGCUGUAGGAAGAAAUGGAAGAACCGACCCAUUCCGCUUGACGAUAACGAGAACCCUUUGCAUCCGCAUCCCGUGGCGUUGCCAAUGAGGAACCAGCACCCUCUCCUAGGCAACCUGGUACAACUGCUGGAGGUCUCCUGUUACAAAUUUGCCGUGGUUCGCGCACCCGAGAUUUUGGCAGCGAGGAACACCAUUGACCCCGAGGAGUGCGAGCUGACAGGAUGGACGACCGAUUUCUCACAUAAGAAGACAUUCCGGUGCGAAGACAAGGCUGUCUUUGCGCAUCGUGAAGCCGUGCUCGCUAAUGUGGCGAGAAUGAGACACGAUACGGUGCACCGGAGGCGAGUCGGCGCUGAUACGAUAGCCGGAUACUUCCGCAGCGCCGAAGAGCUGACGAUGCUCAUGGGGGACACGGAAGCGCGGGACACCAUUUCCAAGAUGUGGCAGGCGAUAGGAAAGGAGGUGAAAGCCCUAAUGCAUGCCACGAUGGCCAAGUUUCAAGCACAUACGAAAGCCAUGGACCCAAUCAGGCUUAAGCAAGAAGCCCUUGAUGCUCGACAGUCAGCGGAUUUGACUUACACGCAAAGGGAAGCCAUGAAUGCUGAGAGAAAGCAAUUGCUAGCUGCAGAGGAGGUAAUCGCAAAGCAGGCCAAGCAAGACUACCGCGGGCUGAGCGACGCUGCCGGAAGGGCUGUCGAGAGAGCCUUAGCCGAGCACGGAAUCAUCUUGGGCACUCUUGGUGUCUCGUUCUCGCCACCAAACGUCCCCACCAACGUCGAGGGCCCUCGUGAAGGUGAGAUGGUGGAUAUAGGGGGUGACGCCGCAGAAAUUGCUGUCUUUCGACCGCAGAAAAAGGGACGGGUCGUCGGCGACUCGCCCAGAGAAGCAGAGGACGAUGACGACGGCGAUGACGAGGGAGAUGAUGAAGGCGAGAGUUCAGAUGUCCAGCCUUCUGAAAACACGGCAGACGUCAAAGGCGAACACAACGAGCAAAACCCUCGCAACAAGAAAAUACAGAUGUCCGAGCAACAGCAAGAUAUUGAUGAAGGAGGAACACCACUGAGAAGACAGGGAGAGGCGCCGCCGAGUGCAAAGGUAAGGUUGAUUUUGAAAAGGGAGCCGACGUCUGUGCAGCAGGGAACAAAUACAGGUUGUGAAGCAGGACUGGGAGGCGUCCCUGUCAAGAGAGAUGCGAUUUUGUAUAGCAGGAAAGUGCAGCCUGCCCCCAAGGAGGAGCAGAAAGCUUAUCCUGCCGAUGGGUCGCAGAAUCGAGGAAGCUCCCCCGUGAGGAGGAAAGGGAGAGGCUUCCGCUCCAAGAAGAAGCGGGCUCCUUUCGAGGUCCAGGGGAUUCCGGGCCUCAGCUACGUCAACUAG
Clonostachys byssicola is the source of this 1824-nucleotide messenger RNA. Lineage: Eukaryota; Fungi; Ascomycota; Sordariomycetes; Hypocreales; Bionectriaceae. The record is from the annotation of a GenBank genome assembly.